Molecule: messenger RNA, 411 nt
Organism: Nicotiana attenuata
Lineage: Eukaryota; Viridiplantae; Streptophyta; Magnoliopsida; Solanales; Solanaceae
Product: SKP1-like protein 1B
Exons: 2
Coding region: 1-411 (136 amino acids)
Biological process (GO): SCF-dependent proteasomal ubiquitin-dependent protein catabolic process
Cellular component (GO): nucleus; cytoplasm
Molecular function (GO): cullin family protein binding
Source: RefSeq, a predicted model, not a curated record
AUGGAUCAAUUUGAGCAAAAAAUUAGCCCAGCUUUAAAUGGGUUCAGAUGGGUUGAGUCAGGAUCAGUUUCGUCUACUUUUAGAAAAUCUUGGCCUCGAUUUGCUUCAGUCAGUGCCCUCUUCUCUUCUGAUAUCAAAAACUUCGAAGAUAUCAAAAUUUUCGACAAGGAAUUCAUGAACACUAGCUUCAAAAACCUGUUUGAAGUUCUAUUUGCUGCUAAUUACCUUAACAUUAAGGGCUUAUUUGAGUUUUUAUGUCAGACAAUUGCUGAUAGAAUUAAGAACAAGUCGGUGAAGGCUGUUAGGAAGAUAUUUAAUAUAACUAAUGAUUACACAGAUGAGGAAGAGACAAAGGUUUACGAGGAAAAUAAGUGGGCCUUUGAAGGAGAACGUGACGAAUCUGCUGAUUAG